This is a messenger RNA of Boeremia exigua, 1484 nucleotides long. RefSeq names its product EXS family-domain-containing protein. The record is from RefSeq and is a predicted model, not a curated record. The transcript has 3 exons. Lineage: Eukaryota; Fungi; Ascomycota; Dothideomycetes; Pleosporales; Didymellaceae. The coding region runs from base 174 to 1427 and encodes 417 amino acids. Gene Ontology annotation, cellular component: membrane; cytoplasm.
CUGGAAAAGGCAACUGGACACGCAAUCACUGACUAUUUAUCCCUUGCGCGAAUUGUUGAGAAGAGGAGGAAAACCACUGUCGACCACAGCGGGACACGAGAGCUUCAUGAUUGUUCGACAGCAAUAGACCUGGGAAGCAGCGACAGCGACCGCAUUCAGCGCAUCCCAACACCAUGGACGGUGAUCCGGCUGUCGAGCCAACACUCGAUGGGUUCAGCCGCGUGCUGCCAUUGCCCUAUCGCGUGGCGCUCAUAAUCGUCCUUGGUAUUUGGGCAUGGGGCCUCAACCUGCACUAUCUCUCCUUAAUCCGCAUCGACGUCCCCUCGCUCAUACGUUAUCCUUCACGAUCCUCGCCGCACCACCUCCCGCAUCACCUCUCCUGCUACCGCAUUGCAACCUUCCUCUCGAUACCGCUUGCCCUCUCUCUUCUGCUGUUCUGGACCUUGACGAACGGCAGCCCAAGAGACAUCGCAGCAUGGGAGAUUCUGCCGAAUCUAUAUCUCCUUGUCCUUGUCGUAGGCUUCAUAGCGCCUCUGCCUUUCGUCUCACGCGCCGGGCGCAGUAGAACAUUAAGCACGCUGAAGCGCAUAAGCAUUGGAGGUAUUGCGGAGGCCGCGGACGGGAAAUUCGGCGACAUCUUGCUCGCUGAUGCGUUGACAUCGUACGCCAAAGUCUUGGGAGACCUGUUUGUUUCGCUGUGCAUGUUCUUCUCGUCCUCGCACAGCAGCACGGGUCCACCGAAUCGCAAUUGUGGCGGCGCAUUCUGGGUCCCCUUUGUGAUCAGCAUACCAUACUUGAUACGGUUCCGACAAUGCAUCACGGAGUACUUUCGCGUGCAGCGCGCAAAUGCACAGACGGGCACGAUGUCGAAAGCCACUGGUUGGGGCGGAGUGCACCUCGCCAACGCGCUCAAGUACAGUACUGCAUUUCCAGUCAUCAUAUUGAGCGCGCUACAGCGAACCCCAGAGCCAGAGAAGUACGGUGUCAGCGAGGCGACAUUGUUCAGGAUGUGGAUGAUCGCUGUGUGUGUCAACUCUGGUUACUCCUUCUGGUGGGAUGUGAUGCGCGAUUGGGACCUUAGUCUCUUCUCGCAUAGGGAGAGGAACAAUCCUGAGUAUCCCUGGGGACUGCGACGACACCGGUACUUUCACGCCAAGGAGUUUUAUUACGCUGCAGUUUUCAUGGAUGCAUUGCUUAGGUGUACUUGGAGCUUGAAGCUGUCACCACACCUGGACCAUUUCAACGAUCUCGAGGGUGGAAUCUUUACAAUGGAAAUACUCGAGGUGGUGAGAAGAUGGGUGUGGAUCUUCUUCCGUGUGGAGACCGAGUGGGUACGCACCCACCGUGGUCCAGCUCCCGACGACAUCCUUCUCGGCGACGUAAACUCCAAUCGGUACGAUGACAGCGAAACGGACCGCUCAGAUUAGAUACCCAUAGACUAGACCUGUUUUACAGCAAUGAUACCCCAAUUCUACGACUCGACA